Molecule: messenger RNA, 847 nt
Organism: Procambarus clarkii (red swamp crayfish)
Lineage: Eukaryota; Metazoa; Arthropoda; Malacostraca; Decapoda; Cambaridae
Source: RefSeq, a predicted model, not a curated record
AUGAUGACUCCCGCCCACAGUAACCUUCAGGAUGUGCACUUCGCAGCCACGCCUACGUUUGAGAGUGUAACAAAGUGGCGUGGCUGCGAAGUGCACAUCCUGAAGGUUACUGUGGGCGGGAGUCAUCAUUUGUCCUAUAUAAGAUCCUGGAGUCCCUCCGUCAAGAUCACAGUGGACCCGCUCCUCACUCACACAACUCCUGCAACCAUGAGAUUCCUGUCAGUGACAGCGGUGCUGGCCGUGAUGGCUGGUGUUUGCUAUGGUGGACUGAUUGGUGGCUAUGGUGGUCACGGUGGCCUUGGAGGUCUUGGUGGACAUGGAGGCCUUGGUGGUCUUGGUGGCCAUGGAGGCCUUGGUGGUCUUGGUGGAUAUGGAGGCCUUGGUGGUCUUGGAGGUCUUGGUGGUCUUGGUGGCCUUAAAGGCCUUGGUGGUCUUGGAGGUCUUGGAGCUCUUGGUGGUCUUGGUGGCCUUAAAGGCCUUGGUGGUCACGGUGGCCUUAAAGGCCUUGGUGGUUAUGGUGGCUACGGUGGCGGCAGCGGUUAUGGGGGAGGCUUGGAAGGUUUCGGUGGCUUUGGAGGCCAUGGUGGGGGUCUCAAAGGAGGAUACGGAGGCCAGGGAGGUCACACAUUCGUGCUGAGCAAGAGCCACGGAAGCCAUGGAGGAUUUGGACAUGGUGGACAAGGUCAAUUUGGCCUGGGAGGAGCCGGUGGAUUUGGCAAAGGCGGAUACAAUAAAUUUGGCGGUGGUGGUGGACUCGGAGGAAUAGGUCUUGGUGGACUUGGUCAUGGUGGCUACGGGAAGUAAGGCAGCUGGAGUUUCCUAGCACUGAGGACCAGCACAACUCUCG